Molecule: messenger RNA, 1053 nt
Organism: Meriones unguiculatus (Mongolian gerbil)
Lineage: Eukaryota; Metazoa; Chordata; Mammalia; Rodentia; Muridae
Product: zinc finger protein ZFP2-like
Exons: 3
Source: RefSeq, a predicted model, not a curated record
CUCUUAAGCCAUAAAAGAACACACACUGGAGAGAAACCUUAUGAAUGUAAUGAGUGUGGUAAAGCCUUUGCACAAAACAGUACUCUCUUAAGCCAUAAAAGAACACACACUGGAGAGAAACCUUAUGAAUGUAAUGAGUGUGGUAAAGUCUUUGCACAAAACAGUCAUCUCCUAAGCCAUAAAAGAACACACACUGGAGAGAAACCUUAUGAAUGUAAUGAGUGUGGCAAAGCCUUUGCAGAAAACAGUACUCUCUUAAACCAUAAAAGAACACACACUGGAGAGAAACCUUAUGAAUGUAAUGAGUGUGGUAAAGCCUUUGCACAAAACAGUGCUCUCAUAAGACAUAAAAGAACACACACUGGAGAGAAACCUUAUGAAUGUAACCAGUGUGGUAAAGCCUUUAUGCAGAAUUAUGAUCUCAUAAGGCAUAAAAGAGCACACACUGGAGAGAAGCCUUUCAAAUGUAAUCAAUGUGGUAAAGUGUUUGCACAAAAGAGUCAUCUCAUAAGCCAUAGAAAAACACAUACUGGAGAGAAACCUUAUGAAUGUAACCAGUGUGGUAAAGCCUUUGCAGAAAACAGUACUCUCUUAAGACAUAAAAGAACACACACUGGAGAGAAACCUUAUGAAUGUAACCAGUGUGGUAAAGCCUUUGCAGAAAACAUUACUCUCUUUAGCCAUAAAAGAACACACACUGGAGAGAAACCUUAUGAAUGUAACCAGUGUGGUAAAGCCUUUGCAAAAAGCAGUCAUCUCAUAAGACAUAAAAGAACACACACUGGAGAGAAACCUUAUGAAUGUGACAAGUGUGGUAAAGCCUUUGCACAAAAAAGUCAUCUCAUAAGCCAUAAAAGAACACAUACUGGAGAGAAACCUUAUGAAUGUAACCAGUGUGGUAAAGCCUUUGCAGAAAACAGUACUCUCUUAAGACAUAAAAGAACACAUACUGGAGAGAAACCUUAUGAAUGUAACCAGUGUGGUAAAGCCUUUGCAGAAAACAGUACUCUCUUAAGACAUAAAAGAACACACACUGGAGAGAAACCUUAUGAA